AUGCUACUUACACUUGAAAGACAAACAUCGUCAUCAACAGAAUUUAUUAAUGAAAAAGAAGUAUGUGUUGUUGUUAAACAAUCAAUCUUUACUUUAACAAUAACUUCUCCACAUAGAAUAGAUGGGACUAUUGAUUGUGAAUUAGUUUAUGAUAUGGAUGAUUUAAAACCAGUUGGUUAUGUUUCUCAAAAUCCAUUAUCAUUUAAAGUCCAACAAAUUACUUCAAAUACAGUAAAUGUUGAAUGUAAAUUAGCUGUUUUAUCAUCUCAACAUGAAGAUUUAUUAUUCCGAGUUCAUGUUAAAUUAUUAUUAGGAGAUUCUGUGAUUGGGUCAAUCUACUCACAUCCAAUCAAAUCAACAAGUAAAGCUGAUUCACAUCGUAAAACAAAAUUAAAUAAAAAUUGCUUUGAAACAAAACCUAAAAAAAUAUCAAAAAUUAAAAAAGAUUCAAAAAAAUUAACUUCUGCUUUAAUUUUACCUCAAGAACGUUCUUUAGAAAUUGAAAUUAUUAAAGCAAAUAGAGAUCUUAUUCAAAAAUUAAAUGAUAAUUUAAAUCGUCAAAAUGAAAAAACUAAAACAUUAAAUGGAAGUAUUUCUGAAUUAAUUUGGAAAUUAUCUCAAUAUGACUAUAACCAACAUGUUCAAAUGAUUUGUGAAGUUCUUAAUCUUUUUACUCCAGAACAACUUGAAGUUCUUCAGGAAAUAGCAUCAAUAUUCCAAUCUGCUUGUCCAAUUCAAAACACUCAAGAACAACCUUAUGUUCCUUAUCAAGAAAUGAAUGCUUAUUGGAAUCCUAAUUUUGAAGAAUCAUUCAUGUAA
This is a messenger RNA of Entamoeba histolytica HM-1:IMSS, 819 nucleotides long. RefSeq lists its product as uncharacterized. Lineage: Eukaryota; Evosea; Mastigamoebida; Endamoebidae. The transcript has a single exon. The coding region runs from base 1 to 819 and encodes 272 amino acids. The record is from RefSeq and is a predicted model, not a curated record.